CUUGCCCCUAACAGGCGCUCCCGAACGGCAUAUUCACGUCCAGCCAUACGACGCCUCGAUACAAGUCAAACACGCGCGGAUUCUGCGGAACGGUAGAGCUUCCGUACGGGCUGGCCAUGGUCUUACCUCGCCAUCCGCCCUCAGACGCACGUCGAUCAAAUACUUGCUCUGUUUUAUAUCUCGACCAGCGGGCAUUUCUGUUACCACCAACUGUCUGACCUGUCUGAAUUCUUCCAGUACUGCCCCACCAACCCCAAUUCACACUCAAAUUUACGGAGAUGGUAGCGACGGCCCCGAACCUGUGCCAGUUGAAUACCUCCCGUCGAAUCUUCGCCGAGAUCCAGCUCCGCAUAAACGGCUUCAACACCUACGGCUAGGUCUCAGGCCAUCCUGCGUAUAUAUAUAAUCCCCCGAAGCCUUCUAUGGCCACUAUGAUACAGGCAGAGAGCGUCCCCACUUCCCACCUCAAGGGCAAUAGUGUCGUCGACAUCCAGGAGGUUCCCAACGGAGUCAAGCCUGCAUUACUGAUUGUGCAUGACGAUGGGGAGGAGGACAUUGUGGCCAUCUUCGCAGAUGUCCUGGGGCAGGCCUGGGAAUCGGCGACGUCGGUGGAUGAGGUUAGGAGCGGGGUUCCUUCCACCAUCUAUGGCCUACGGAAUACAUUGAUUGGAUCCCAACUCGACAGCUGGGAGCGGUCGCGGUUGCUGAUCAACGCGCAUUGUGUCGACGGCGGGAGUCCUCAGGACGACGCUCUCACUGAACGCUGCGACUAUGAGUACCUGUAUACCAAAUCCCCAUUCUUCCGGAGGGACGUGGCGCGGUUCCUCUCCUUUAUACUGGGCCAGAUAGGUCCCCAUCGAGAUUUGGCGAAGAAAGCGCGGACCACGCUGAUAUCGACUACCUUCCCUGACGUCCAUGCCGCUUUGCCCAACCUCGAUAUUUUGUCUGUGGGCGCGGAUGCGAUAGAGAUAAGGGUGGACUUGCUGGAAGAGCCCCUGCCAGAUGGAACAAUCAGCCCGAUUCCUAGCCUGAAAUAUGUCGGAGAGCAGGUGAUGCUAUUACGUCAGCGCACCGAGCUGCCAAUCAUUUACACAACGAGAUGUACGCACGAGAACGGCCGAUUUCCCAUGGACGACCCAAAUAUUUUCUACAAGUAUCUGUCUCGGGCGAUACAGUGGGGCUGUGAGUACAUUGAUGUGGAACUGUGGCUUCCAGAAGACAUCAGACGGCGCUUGGCGGAGCAGAAAGGCAGUAGCAAGAUCAUAUCUGCAUUCCACGACUUCUCAGGAACAUUCAAAUGGACUGCCCCGGAGACGCAGACCCUUUUUGAAAGAGGAGCUGUUUAUGGCGAUGUUGUGAAGAUGAUUGCCUUGGUUAAUUCGAUGCAGGAGAACUAUGAGCUCGAGUACUUCCGGUCCACCAUCCAAACUCAGUAUCCACACCCUCCCUUCUCUGGCCUUAACAUGGGACCUAUGGGUCAAUUGUCACGGACUUUGAACAAGAUUUUUACCCCGAUAACGCAUCCGCUCCUUCCUAUGAUAGCAGCCCCCGGCCAGCUGAGCGCUGCCGAGAUAAACCAAGCCCUCCAUGGCAUGGGCCAGAUGCCUAGGCUAGACAUCUACGGCAUCGGUAGCUUCCGGUCAACCACUCAGGCCAUGUUUUUUGAAAAGUGUUUCAAUGAGCUCAGUCUACCACAUCAGUUCAUGUUCGUGGAGAGGGCGCCUAAGGCGUCGGUCGAGAACAUCCUGCGUCGGCCCAACUUUGGAGGAGCUUACAUAAAUCCACCUCUGGCAGCUUCUGCGGCGUAUCUGCCUGCGUUGUCGAAUGCAGCGCGGGCGAUUGGACAAGUCGACACUGUUCUCGUUCGUGCGGAGGCUGGCCAUCCGACGUUCAUUGGGGAUAACGCGACGUGGAAGGGUAUUCGGGCAACUUUGAGCCGCGACUUUGUCCCGUCAGCUUAUAGUGGACGAGCAGCCCUGUUAUUAGCAAGUGCAGAGGCCGACGCAGCAGCAGCGAUAUUUGCCUUAAAGAGCCUGGGCAUUGGACCCAUAUAUACCAUUGGCUUUAAGACACAUGGGUCACUUGCGGGCGACGUGGAACCGGUGCGGUCCGUCGAGGAUGUGAAGCGAUUGGAGCAGCCAUUUGUCAUUAUUUCGGCGCUUCCUGCAGAGAAGUCUCUUCUUGUGGUACCACUUCUCAAGCAUUACAGAGUGGAUGGGAGGAAUGGCAACGGCAACAGCAAUGGAAUCGCCGGCGGAAGAUCGGCUGGCAAAGUAUUUGUGGAUUUAGCGAACGGACCGCGCAAAGCAGAUCCGUUAGCAAUCGCGACAUCAGCAGGGUGGACAGCUUAUGGCAUAGCGGACGUCUCUGCAUGGACUACCGUUGAAACAAUACGUCUGCUCGUUGGGCAGAACGUGUGCUACGACUUUGUGCGCCUAGCGUCUGGAAGGGGCCUGUUUUAGAUACUCC
This is a messenger RNA of Lindgomyces ingoldianus, 2469 nucleotides long. RefSeq names its product aldolase. The coding region runs from base 423 to 2462 and encodes 679 amino acids. Gene Ontology annotation, molecular function: 3-dehydroquinate dehydratase activity. The transcript has a single exon. The record is from RefSeq and is a predicted model, not a curated record. NCBI's taxonomy places the organism in Eukaryota, Fungi, Ascomycota, Dothideomycetes, Pleosporales, Lindgomycetaceae.